This is a messenger RNA of Cebus imitator (Panamanian white-faced capuchin), 2148 nucleotides long. RefSeq lists its product as uncharacterized. The record is from RefSeq and is a predicted model, not a curated record. Gene Ontology annotation, molecular function: microtubule binding. The transcript has 3 exons. Gene Ontology annotation, cellular component: cytoskeleton; axonemal microtubule; ciliary basal body. Lineage: Eukaryota; Metazoa; Chordata; Mammalia; Primates; Cebidae. Gene Ontology annotation, biological process: microtubule anchoring.
AUGCUCACUCGCUUCAGCAAUGGUUCCUUAGCCCUCAACAUCCGCGACCCCUGGCACAGCCGUUGGGAUGCAGGAGUGUCCGGUAAAGCCUAUGAAGAUUAUACCUGGAGCCACCCUCAGAGAACAUGGCUAACAUUCCGGUCCUAUACCCGCAUCGUCUCUGAAGCAAUAGAACAGCUCAGUUCUGUAAGCCAUACAACCCUGCAAAAUGAAGCCACCCUAAAUAACCAAUUCAAACCCUCAGGUAGCACCUCUCAACCAUUCUCUUGGUUGACUCUAGUACAGCUGGGAUCCAACAUGUUAAAUUUAACUAAAGCCAUGAAUAUCACCAACUGCUUUUUAUGUGCCUCUCUCAGCAACCCCCCCUUAGCUGAAGUUCCCCUCAGGUCGUGGUUCAAUCUGUCACAAUCAUCUAUGGGACCCGGCAACAUCUUAAUGGAUAUCCCCUUGUUCCAAGUACACCCGCAAAAUUUCUCUGUCUGCUAUGAGACAGCCAGCAGCUCCAGACCCAGCUGUAACACCACAGUAAAGGUAAAAUCCUCCCUCUACGUGCUACCAGGAGAAUAUUUCUGGUGUAAUGGAACCUUAACUAAAGUUAUUAAUGCCUCCUUCCUUUUCCCUUGUAUACCCGUCACCUUGGUCCCUCAGUUAGAGGUAUACAAACAGGCCGAACGUCUAUCCCUCCUUCCAUCCUCCCCUAAUUACCAACACAGACAAGCAGUCUUCCUCUCAAUGGUCGUUGGUCUCUCUCUAGCAUCCUCUCUGGUGGCGGCCAGGCUGGGUAGCAGCACCCUAGGCUACAGUGACACCUCAGCCACUCAACUAGAGGACAAGCUUCAGGUGGCUAUCAAAGUGUCGGCCAACUCGCUCAAGCGACAAAUCAUGUCACUGGCCCAGAAAGCUAUCAGGUGGCCCAAGGAUCUUGAAGGAAAAGCUUUUCCUUCAUCUCUGCGAUGGGCUACAUUAUUUCUCUCACAGCAUCUUUACUUCCCUUCUUGCAUCUGCUCUGAUCACCACUUUACUAACUGGCCGCCUCUGCCUAUAUAUCAUUUCUGUUUCUUUACAGAUGAUUAUAGAGCUUGGGACAUUCAUAAAAGUAAACUUUAUAAGCCAGAACAAACUUACCACCCCCCUACUGCGAAAUUUGGAAAUUCAACGAUAUUUCAGGAUGAUUUUGUUCCUCAGGAGAUAAAGCCUAGGCAAAGCUUUAAACCUUCCUCUGUGGCCAAACGUUCUACAGCCCCUUUUAAUGGUAAUACAAGUCAUCGCCUUCAUUAUAUACCUCAUCAGCUUGAACUCAAGUUUGAAAGGUCAAAAGAAGUUUACAGACCAACUGAUCAACGCUUUGAGGAUCUCACAACUCACCAGUGUGACUUUCAGGGCCUUGUUGGUGAAACUGCAAAAAUCUGCAGACCUGUACACACCAGAGUGAUGCAAAAUGCUCAGUUUGAAAGAAGCACUGAAUUCCGUGAAAGUUUUCAACCAUGGGAAAUCCCACCGCCUGAGGUCAAGAAAGUACCAGAGUAUGUGCCUCCUACAGGUAGCAUGCUGUUAAACAGCACAAGCCAUCUUGACUAUGUUCCGUAUCUGACCAACUGUGUUGUUCCCAUCAGGCCAGUUUCUCAUAGAAGAAGUAACUAUUUUCCUUUCCAAGGAAAAAGCACCAUGAAGGAAGAUUUUCCAGCAUGGGAAAGUUGUCGUCAAGGACUUAUUAGGAAGCAGCAGCAGCAGAUUCCCAACCCAUCUGGAAAAUUUGAUAGUUUGUGCACUUUCAGAUCUCACUAUGUGCCACAUGAAUUGAUUCCAACAGAGAGUUGCAAACCUUUAAAUAUCGCUUUUAAGAGUUCUGUUCCAUUUGAUGAUGUAACUAUGUACUCUGUAGAGUACACACCGAAAAAACAGGAAAUUUGCCCAGCUAGCUAUGCCUCUCGUCCAGGUUAUAUUUUUGAAAACACAAAUUCCUAAGGUCAUAAAUUCUUCUGCAAGAUUACUCCAGCAGUAAAGGCCUUCUAAUAACCAAAUUGCGCUUAAAAGGAAACUACUAUCAAGUUGUUGGUUUUCCAAGAGAAAACUCAAUUUUACAGUGAAAAAAAUUAAUGAUAUAAUAAAUCAUUUUUUAGAUUUUUAAAUGAGAAAAUGUAUUCUAAG